Aspergillus fischeri NRRL 181 is the source of this 633-nucleotide messenger RNA. Its product is annotated as glutathione S-transferase family protein. The record is from RefSeq and is a predicted model, not a curated record. The transcript has 2 exons. Lineage: Eukaryota; Fungi; Ascomycota; Eurotiomycetes; Eurotiales; Aspergillaceae. Bases 1 to 633 code for a protein of 210 amino acids.
AUGUCUCUCGAAACCCUCACUCUCUGGACCCUCCCGGGCCAUGCCGGCACGCCCAACCCCCGGAAGGUCCUCAUGAUCCUGGAAGAGCUCAAGGUUCCCUACGAGCGCAAGUUUGUCGAUCUCGCCGACCUAAAGAAGGAGCAAUAUGAGUCUAUCAAUCCUAACGGUCGAGUUCCAGCCCUCGAGGAUCCGAACACCGGCGUCACCAUCUGGGAAUCCGGCGCCAUCCUUGAGUACCUAGUGGAGACAUACGACAGGCAACACACCAUCAGCUUCACCGCCGGCUCGAAGGACCAGGGUCCGUACUUCGGGCAGGCUGCCUGGUUUACGAUCUACCACCCUGAGAAGGUACCCAGUGCGGUCGAGCGCUAUGUUAACGAGAUCCGUCGUGUUUCGGGCGUGCUCAACCGAUCGCUCCAGAACAAGGAGUAUCUCGUUGGCGGCAAGUACAGCUACGUCGAUGCUGCUUUUGUGCCCUGGUUCGAGGUGGCUGCACUCUUCUGGUCGAAGGAAAUGGAUCUCGAGAGGAACUUCCCGCAUGUUAAUUCCUGGUUGAACCGUAUCAAGGCUCGCCCGGCUGUUGCCAAGACCAUUGAGGAUAAGGAAAAGGCCGCGGCUGCGGAAGGGAAAUAA